AUGGAAGACGAGAACGUCACGACGCCAAACUCUGCAUCCGUUUAUUUCCAGUGCAUUCCCACUCCUCCAACGGUUACGUCAACUGCACAGAUUGUCAUCAGCCCUAGCGAAGAUCUGGAGGAGACGGCGACACAGAACGAAGAGCAUAGCGGCUCAAGAUCGCCAAGAGGAAAGAGGUCACACCUCCUGCACGAAACUCUCUUCGAUGAGCAGGAACGACUUGUGACGGCAGAAAAUGUCAGCUCGUCCAUGUUCAGUGAUAACGUCUUAACAGGAAUUGAGGCCCCAGAAGUAGCCAGGAUGCUAGAACUGGAACGAAAGGAAAUGAAGCCCAGUGGGAUGAGGGGUGCGAAGAAAGGCAAUGUUCAAAGGCUCCGCGAUUUAUUCGAAACGAUGCAUCGCACCACAACUGAAGAUACUCGCAUGCCAAAGAAGAAGGAGAAGGACGGAAAGCUUGCAGUCCACCAGCAUUGA
Messenger RNA from Cooperia oncophora, 474 nucleotides. Lineage: Eukaryota; Metazoa; Nematoda; Chromadorea; Rhabditida; Trichostrongylidae. The record is from the annotation of a GenBank genome assembly.